AUGUCGUUACAGACCACAGUCUUGGUCAAUGGAACCUGGGCCACGAGGACAGUUGAUAUUGGAGAGCUGCUCUCCCGCAACCGUGAGGCAGACAAUACCUCUGGAAGGACAGAAAGAUUCAAACCUCCUGCUACUGGAAUGCUCUCUAGAACGCUUAUCCAGGGUCCUGCCGUCCAGUGGAUAAUUCCUGCGCGUCUCAGGCACCAGGAUCAGAAUGAUGUCGUGUUCAUUGGAGAUAAGUUCAUUCAGAUCAAAGAGCUGGUUCCAAGUGGCCAUCUAGAGGAGGUGGUUACGAAAGCCGACUUCGACUCUAGAAUCAUCGGUGCCAAAAUUAUCAACUCGCGGCCAGGACCUGGGUUACAAGAUGAAAUAAAGCAGGGAGCGAGGGUUCCAAGCCACUCUACCCAAUCUUUACCGGACGAGGGAAGUGUCCCGCCUCAUAUAUUAGUUCUUGUAUUAAGCUCAAAGGAGAUUCUAUUCAUGUUUACCAAGCCAGGGGCUCGCGGAAUUCCUGAGUUCGUCUACUUUAGACGACCUUUACCAGCAGAUACAAGUGCUCUAGAGGAAUAUGGACGACACAUUGCUGUGGAACCUCGAGCGAGAGCAAUGGCUAUAUGUGCCGCCCAAAAAUUUUUUGGAGUGUUCUCCCUGAAAGCUUCAUCCACAAUUCAGGCCGAAAUGGCCAAAGGACCUGUAAAUCCUAUCAAGGAGGAGUGUUUCUUCCGUGCAGACGCUCAAGACUCGGAAUCAUAUUAUGUCACAUAUGACUGGAGUGCAAUGGAAACCCUACGAUCGAUGGAUCCGAGGGUCACCAGCCACAGGCUCUCCAAUAAUUACCGUAUGCCCACAGUUUUAAUCCCUUUAAUCCACUCGACUUCUUUUAUGGUUGCAACACAUUCCACCAUGUCUAUCUACAAGAAUGUAUUAAACACAGAAAAUACCACCCCACCAAUCAAUUGCCCCUUCCCGAUAUUGGAGGACCGCCCACGGUCAAGAAACCAGAUCUGGACUCAUUGGGCUCGAGCCAGACGAAACCGCAUCCGGAAUGCCCAGUUUGACGACAUUUACCUAUGUCGUGAAGACGGAAUGGUUCUUUACUUGGAGAUUGCAUUUGCCAUCCUUCCCGAAGGAUACCAAGCUGGGGAUGUCCUAGUCACUGCCGGUAGCAUGUGCGGUGGCGGCCUAUUCAUUGAAGAUGCGCGAAAACCUCCGAGAUGUAUCCAAAGGGUUCCUAACUGGGGCCCUAUUCUAGACACUGUCGUCGUAAAGGCAAAGCGCUCAAUCACCGGGACACAGCCCAAAGGCUCUCAACAAGAAAUGGGAUUACCCUAUGAUCGAAUCUUUACCUGUUCGGGUGUUGGCCCGGAACAUGGCACAAUCUCCGAGUUGAGGUACGGUAUCGAGGCACAGAUAGGACUUGCAAUCGAACAUGGAGCUUGUUCAAGCAUAACAGGAGUGUGGGGGAUUUCCACCCCCAGAGGCGAAGGGACUCUUUGCCUGCUUACAGAUCCAAUAAUGUCCUCUUUGAUCUUUAUUCCCGUAAGUGGCGCCGAGGAAGGAGAUGCCAUGAAUGAAGAAAGAAGUGGUCUAGAUCUUAGCCACCAAACACUAGCAGCCAGUAUCACACCGGACGGUGUUAUAAUACAGGUUACCAAUGCAUCAAUUCGCCUGAGCCAUGGAGUUAUUCAGCAGCGUUCUUCAAUAACAUGGGAGGACCCAAAUGACCGGGCGCUUAUAGCCUUCACCAGCGGGCCUCUUUCUCUCGUUGUCGUAGCUAUAAGAAACGGUAGCGAUAUUCGUGUGGAACUCCGAGAAGUCAGGUCUGAUGAAAGUGGAUGUACAUGUGCUCUUGUGGGACUUCCUCUUGCCCUAAAUCAGGAACCUAUAUGCUUUGCGGUCGAAGAGCUUGGUGGAAAACUAUACCUCUUAAUCGGGACAAGUGAAGGAAAGCUCCUGAUUGUAGCAAUAAAUGGCUUGGAUGGGCUAACCCCUUAUCUUGAACGGGGGAUAGUAAUGGGCAAGGAUGAUAUCGAUUCACCAGCCUUUGAGUCUCUGAGGCUCAUAUAUACCGCUGGCGAAGAAAGAACACGAUCGACCCUAUUUUGCGGACUCCGAAGCGGGCAUUUGAUUCCUUUCAAUAUCAUACAAGGAGAUUCUUCAUUCGAAAUACAUCAAAUGCCUCCUCACAAGAUUGGUGAAACCUCUGUUCGCAUAGGGGGCUAUGAAUCCGACAAAUCAUUUGCCGUCGUUACUUGUGCACCAGGCUUUUGGAGGCUAUCACAUAGUCCGAUUGAAGCUUCACUGCAGUACUCAUUAGAUAAGAUUUGGGUCACUGAUCAAAGCAAGCCAGAAAAAAUGCAACCAGUAAUCGACGUAUUUGGCUGCGUUGAUGCACCUUCUCAGGCUCCACCCACAGGCCUUAGUGGCUCCUUGUUAUGCAUUGCAGACGAUACUCUCUUUGCCUGUAGCCUGGAAAGAGUCGCAAAGGCCGUACCUCGUGAAAUACGCGUCCGCGGAAACCCCAAGCGGCUAGUCUAUUCUGAAUAUCUGAAUAAACUAAUUGUGGCUUAUAACAGGGUAGAUUUCGACUUCACGCCAUCCACGGAGGGGACAAAGCGCUGGAUAUGGCCCAAGAUCGGGUUUCUUGAUCCAAAUGGAGAGACAAUCAUAUCGGCCCCGAUCGAUCUUAGGGCUAGGGGUAGUGAAUCUUCAAUCCCUAUUGUUUUAACCCGCCAACCAGUUGGGGCGUCUGGUGAAAAGGUAACGGCUUUGUUGGACUGGAAAUUCUACGGUGAAGACAAUGAGUACCAUAUGAUUGUUGUAGGAACAGCAUAUCCAGAUGCCGAUUACAAAACGGGGAGAGACGUUACCAUUGAAUACAGAGGAAGGAUAGUUUACAUUACAGUCCGGCAAAGCCCGCCAGGUACAGGAAAUAUUGAUUGCAUGACCAAACGCAUCCACAAGUACGAUCAACCUGUCAGGACGAUUGCUUCAUUUGGACCGAGCUCUCUGAUUGUUGCCACUGGAGAUGAUAUAAUAAUGCAGACGCUAGACCCAUCAAGUCGAAAGUGGCGGAGUCUGGAACCUCACCAUCUUGAGUCUCAUGCAGUUUCAGUUUCUGUAAAGGAACCAUAUAUCUACGUGCUAACGGCGCGACAUUCUCUAUGCAUCCUCCAGGCCACCCAGGACGGACUGAUUAUGCAUUGCCAAGCCGGUGCCGAUAAAGGAGGGCUUGAUCAUGUCAAUCUUCUCGGAGAAAGCAAAAUUAUAUUCACUGCUAAUCGAGGUGGAGCGCUUGUUGGCCUUAGUGAGGUUGGGCUGAUGGAUGACAAGGUGCUACGACCUAUAUUUUCAGCCAAUACCCCUUCCGCAGUUGUUCGAGUAACCCGCAGCUUCAGGCCUUAUCACGGGGAAUCUGGAAUCAUCUACGGCACAACACUCGACGGCACACUAUACAAAUUCCAGACUUUAUCAGAACAUGAAUGGCGAAUUCUGCGAUUUAUUCAAGGUUCUUGCAUCGCAGAUGUCAACAUAUGCCCCUUUCGCCGCAAACGUAGGAUGACAAUGGACGAAGAUGGCCCUGCGGGUGGCAAGCCAGAAUAUAUGCAUAUUGAUGGGGACAUCCUUGCGCGCCUUAUCAGCCACGGAGCUACCUAUCUUAAGGAGAUGAUGCGGAGAACCACCCCGGACGGCGCUCCGGUAGCAUAUACCGAAAAGAAGAUGGAAAGAUUUGUCGAAUUCGCCAGAUUAGUCGUAGGUGAGACUAAAGAUCCCUUCACAGAUGUCCUGUUAUGGAUGGAGAAUUUGCUCAGGGUUGAAAUCUAG
Microsporum canis CBS 113480 is the source of this 3825-nucleotide messenger RNA. RefSeq names its product thermotolerance protein. Gene Ontology annotation, molecular function: protein binding; U2 snRNA binding. The transcript has 7 exons. Gene Ontology annotation, cellular component: nucleus; U2 snRNP. Bases 1 to 3825 code for a protein of 1274 amino acids. Gene Ontology annotation, biological process: mRNA splicing, via spliceosome. The record is from RefSeq and is a predicted model, not a curated record. Lineage: Eukaryota; Fungi; Ascomycota; Eurotiomycetes; Onygenales; Arthrodermataceae.